CACACACACACAAAAAAAAUAAAGAAAACUCCUUAUCCUAUCAUGUAUCUGUCUUUACACUUCACUUUCUCCAUCUUUAGCUCCUUGUAUGCUUCGUUAAUGGUGUUUCAGAUCUGAAAGCCAACUCUAGAGCUUUACAGAGUUAAAAUAUCGUCGAAACCUAAAAGCAUUAAGAGAAACAAGUUUAAAGUCUUUCCAAUCAACAGGUUUCAUCUUUGUUCCUGCGUGCAUUUUUUUAAUUAAUGCAGAAGGAAAUGGCGUAUUCGUUCCCAGAUGAGGUGCUGAAGCACGUCUUCUCGUUCAUACAAUCAGAUAAAGACCGAAACGCGGUGUCACUGGUGUGUAAAUCGUGGUACGAAAUCGAACGUUGGUGCCGGAGGAAGGUGUUUAUCGGGAACUGUUACGCUGUUAGCCCUAGGAUGGUUAUCAGGCGAUUCCCGGAAGUUAGAUCCAUUGAGCUGAAAGGGAAACCACACUUUGCUGACUUCAAUCUGGUGCCAGACGGUUGGGGCGGUUACGUUCUUCAGUGGAUCGCGGAAAUGGCUGGCGCCUAUCCUUGGCUUGGGGAGAUUCGACUUAAGCGGAUGGUAGUUACGGAUGAAAGCUUAGAGCUUAUCGCUAAGUCGUUUAAGAAUUUCAAAGUGCUGGUGCUUUUUUCUUGUGAAGGGUUUUCAACUGAUGGACUUGCUGCCAUUGCUGCUAGUUGCAAGAAUCUGAGAGAGCUGGACUUGAGGGAAAGUGAAGUGGAUGAUUUGAGUGGGCAUUGGCUUGCUCAAUUUCCUGAGACAUGCACGUCCUUAGUGUCCCUUAACAUUUCUUGCUUAGGAUCUGAUGAAGUUAGUUUCUCUGCCUUGGAGCGCCUGGUUGAUAGAUGUCCUAACCUGAGGUCUCUUCAGCUCAACCGUGCAGUGACCCUUGAUAAGAUUGCCAACAUUUUACGCCGUGCUCCACAGUUGGUUGAUUUUGGCACCGGUAACUAUGCAGCUGAGCUACAGCCUGAUGUCUUCUCAAACUUGGCUGGAGCUUUUUCUAGUUGCAAGGAGCUAAAGAGCUUGUCAGGGUUUUGGGAUGUGGUCCCAGCUUAUCUUCCAGCUCUUUACUCUAUCUGCCCUAGAUUAACAUCGCUGAACUUGAGCUAUGCUACCAUACAAAGUCCUGAUCUCAUCAAGCUUGUAAGCCACUGUCCAAGGUUGCAGCGCCUUUUGUUUUUAAUCCAGGUACUUGAUUAUGUUGAAGAUAGUGGCCUUGAAGAACUUGCUUCUAGUUGUAAGGACCUACAGGAGUUACGUGUGUUCCCAUCUGACCCAUUUGGUGUAGAGCCAAAUGUAUCCUUGACAGAACAGGGCCUUGUUGCUGUUUCUUUGGGUUGUCCUAAGCUACAGUCAGUUCUGUAUUUCUGCCGACGGAUGUCUAAUGCAGCGUUAGUCACCAUUGCCCAGAAUUGUCCGAACUUGACCCGUUUUCGUCUAUGUAUAAUUGAGCCUAAAACACCUGAUUACCUGACCCUUGAGCCACUUGAUGCUGGUUUUGGAGCCAUUGUUGAGCACUGCAAGGAUCUCAGGCGGCUUUCCUUGUCUGGUCUCCUCACAGAUCAUGUGUUUGAAUAUAUUGGGACAUAUGGGAAAAAGCUAGAGAUGCUGUCCGUGGCUUUUGCAGGAGAUAGUGAUUUAGGACUCCAUCACGUGCUUUCUGGCUGUGAAAGCCUCCGUAAACUAGAGAUUAGGGACUGCCCUUUCGGAGACAAGGCUCUUUUGGCCAAUGCUGCAAAGCUGGAGACAAUGCGAUCCCUUUGGAUGUCUUCUUGCGCCGUGAGUUUCGGAGCAUGUAAGCUGCUAGGUCAAAAGAUGCCCAAGUUGAAUGUUGAAGUUAUAGACGAGACAGAACCUCCAGAUUCAAGACCUGAAAGCUACCCAGUUGAUAAGCUGUACAUAUAUAGGUCUGUCGCUGGGCCGAGAUUUGACAUGCCUCCUUUUGUGUGGUCAAUGGAUGAAGCAGUGAAGAUUCUGCAUUGAAGCUUUGCUUGAGACAUCACCUGUGAACUAGGCACUAUGUGAAAGAGCUUAUUUGAUCUCAAGAAUGAAUGUAUCAGGUACAUGCUCCUACUCAUUGUUCUGGCUUGAGCUCGACUGCCAUUCCUUAUACUCUUGGCUGAGCUAUCAAUUACAAACGUAAUGGUGAAUAAAGUGUAUUUAUUUGUUUUCCAGUUGUUACUACCAUGUAUACUAGUUUUAAGACAUUUGGAUGUUUAUGCAUAUUUGUAUUUCCCUUUUUAA
This is a messenger RNA of Gossypium raimondii (Peruvian cotton), 2273 nucleotides long. RefSeq names its product protein TRANSPORT INHIBITOR RESPONSE 1. The transcript is spliced from 3 exons. The record is from RefSeq and is a predicted model, not a curated record. Gene Ontology annotation, cellular component: SCF ubiquitin ligase complex. Gene Ontology annotation, biological process: SCF-dependent proteasomal ubiquitin-dependent protein catabolic process. Gene Ontology annotation, molecular function: protein binding. Bases 243 to 2012 code for a protein of 589 amino acids. NCBI's taxonomy places the organism in Eukaryota, Viridiplantae, Streptophyta, Magnoliopsida, Malvales, Malvaceae.